AUGAACGUAAGUGAUGCACAAGAUAAAACAUUUAUUGAGGAUUAUGAUAAGGCGAUAGAGCUAUUUGAAGAAAUAGAGAUAAACCCUUCAAAACAUAAAUCGUAUUCGAACUGGUCUCCCUCAAAGAAUCUGGAACAUACAAUAUCAUUAUCAACCGUCAAUGAGAAGACGAUUUCCAACGGUUGGGUUUGGGGUGAAAUUAAUGACGAUUUGAAGUAUGGUUGGGGUGGAAUUGAUGAAAGUGGAUCGUGGGACAAUGUAAGCCAACAGGAAAAGGUCUCAAAUGUGGAGCCCAUGCAGUCCUCUACUCAAAAGCCAAUAGAAGUGGUGUCGAAAAAUACUUCCUCAUUUUCUCAUUUCCCGUGCAAUGUCGAGACGACUCGCUUCAGGGCAGAGAAUAUCGAGCAGAUUAACGAAAUCGUCAAUCACCUACAAAAUGAUGACUUUAUAGUGUACGGCAAUUGGUUAUGCCAAUGGCCACGGAAGUGCGGUAAUGGAAACGAAUGGCAAAUUAAAUAUUCUCGUGAAUCCCUUAAAACGUAUCUAAAGCUUUCUCUUAGACUUCAACACGAAUUUUUCACUAAACCAUGCGAAAAAUGCAAAAACAGGAGCCUGAUCACGAGCUUCUUUUUGUACGACAGACCACCAAGGCGUCCAAACAGUGAGCCCACUGUCGAGAUCAUCUGUCACCUAGAAUGGAACAAUCACUAUAGAGUGAUCGCCGAAUGGGCAUGCGAAACGUAUUCUCAUAAAUGGCAUAGUUCUUACACUUGGAUAUCACUCCAAAAGUUUAUAGAGCAAACUCCAGCAGAUUUUUUGAGUCCAAACGAUUUUUACAUGCAAAAGUGCUUUGAUUGCAAAAACGGUUGCGCGGAAGAGAAAUGCAUAAGGAUGCGCAGAAAAUGCAAUGAAUGCAAGAAGAAACGCGAACGAUGCUCUGCAUGCCGUUAUAGGCGCAGGAUGUACCAAGGUUGCAAGGAAUGCGAUCAUGACGGAAUCAUCUUGAAUUAUGAAACUUUAGUACAUUGUAAUGGUAAAAGAUCUCAUAAAGAUGAAAUAUGUGCAAAGUGUCUGGAAGGUGUGAGAUGUACUCAAACCGACUACCACCACCGUACUCAGCGUAAACGAUAUAUUAACUUAUUAAUUUGA
This is a messenger RNA of Funneliformis mosseae, 1149 nucleotides long. Lineage: Eukaryota; Fungi; Glomeromycota; Glomeromycetes; Glomerales; Glomeraceae. The record is from the annotation of a GenBank genome assembly.